This is a messenger RNA of Knipowitschia caucasica, 693 nucleotides long. NCBI's taxonomy places the organism in Eukaryota, Metazoa, Chordata, Actinopteri, Gobiiformes, Gobiidae. The record is from the annotation of a GenBank genome assembly.
AUGAAUCUGACCCACCAAUCUGAAGCAGAGAUGGAUCCAGAGGAGGGGCUGUGUCCACAGAGUCCUGGUCCCGAUGUUCCUCCUGAUGUUUCCCCAGAGGUCCUCCUCCAGCUCCUCUCUCACGCAGAGACCAGGACUCUGGGACAUGUCCUGCAGAUGGUUCAGGACUGUCCCGCUCUGGUUCAGGACCAGAGCACUGUGGAUCGAGCAGUGGACACUGUGGUGUGUGUCUGGGUGAACCACGGCGACUGUGAGGUGGUCCUGUUGGGGAUGGAGCUCCUCUCGGCUCUGGUCUCUCUUCUGCAGGAGGCUUUCAGGACUCAGGUGGCCACAGUUCUGCCGAGCCUCAUGGAUCGUUUGGGAGACGUCACAGAGAGAGUGCGAGAGCAGGACCAGGCUCUGCUGCUAAAGAUCAUGGACCAGGCAGCCAAUCCCCAGUUCGUGUGGGAGCGGAUGAUGGGAGGCUUCAAACACAAGAACAGCAGAACAAGAGAAGGACUGUGUCUGUGCUUGAUGUCCACUCUGAACGUAUUUGGGUCGCAGAGUUUGACGUUGAGCAAAAUCGUGCCUCACAUCUGCAGUUUGUUGGAGGAUCUGAGUAGCGCGGUAAGAGGCGUGGCACUGAACUCUCUGGUGGAGAUCUAUCGUCACGUGGGAGAGAAAGUGCGGAUUGACCUUGGGUCGGUUCGAUGA